UGUAAAAUGAAUAGAAAACAAAAAGCUAUUAAGAAACUGAAGUCAAUAUGUUACUUAACAUUAGGCGGUUCCCUUUCCUAUCAAUUUAUAUACUUCAAAAAGGACUUCCAUGGAUAUUAUGAUAAUGUACUUAGUCCCCUGAGCCAAUGGAUCAGUCCCGAAUUAGCUCAUAAGAUUGGCGUUCUUGCUAUUAAAUACGGAAUAUUUCCCGCUGAAAACUACGAUGAUCCACAUGUUUUAAAAACAAAAUUUUUAUCUUAUGACCUAAGUAAUCCUGUUGGAAUUGCCGCUGGUUUUGACAAGCAUGGUGAUGCCAUUGUUGGUUUGAGAAAUUUAGGGUUUUCUGUUGUCGAAAUUGGAUCUAUAACACCAGAACCGCAACCGGGUAAUCCAAAGCCCAGAGUAUUCAGGUUGCCAGAGGACAAUGCAGUUAUAAAUAGAUAUGGUUUCAAUAGUGAAGGGCAUGAUAUUGUUUAUAAUAAAAUAAAACAUUUAGAUAAAGCACUUUUGAAUAAAGGUCUACUAGGAAUUAACCUAGGUAAAAAUAAACUCUCUGAUGAUGCUAUAAAUGAUUAUAAUUUAGGAAUAAAAAAGUUUAUUAAUAUUGCUGAUUACUUUGUCAUUAAUGUAAGCAGUCCAAACACUCCAGGCUUGAGGUCAUUGCAAAGUAAACAAGAGUUAAAAGAACUUCUUGUUGGUAUCAAUAAGACAAGGAAAGCUUUGCAAUCGGAAAAUAAUCCUCCCUUACUUUUAAAACUUGCACCAGAUUUAAGUUUGGAAGAGAUGAAGGAUAUUGUUGCAGUAAUAACACAAAAGGGAUCUGAAGUUCAGGGACUCAUCAUUUCCAAUACAACAAUUGAUAGAUCAUCAAUAAAAAAUAAACAGUUUUCUACUGAGGCAGGUGGUCUUAGCGGGAAGCCUCUUACCAAUAAGUCUACAGAAAUGAUUAAAACCAUGUACAAGUUAACUCAAGGUAAAAUACCAAUAAUAGGUGUUGGUGGAAUAUUUAGUGGUCAGGAUGCUUAUGAUAAGAUUUUAGCUGGUGCUAGCAUACUUCAAAUAUAUACAGCUUUAAUUUAUUACGGACCUCCCGUUAUUACUAGAAUAAAAAAAGAAUUAGCUGAAUUAUUGGAGAAAGAUGGCUACAGCAGUGUCAAUGAAGCAAUUGGUAAAAGCGCAAACUGAUAAAUAUUUUU
Papilio machaon (common yellow swallowtail) is the source of this 1196-nucleotide messenger RNA. It is a transcript of the gene Dhod, whose product is annotated as dihydroorotate dehydrogenase (quinone), mitochondrial. Gene Ontology annotation, molecular function: dihydroorotate dehydrogenase activity. The transcript is spliced from 5 exons. Gene Ontology annotation, cellular component: mitochondrial inner membrane; cytoplasm. Gene Ontology annotation, biological process: pyrimidine ribonucleotide biosynthetic process; 'de novo' pyrimidine nucleobase biosynthetic process. Bases 7 to 1185 code for a protein of 392 amino acids. Lineage: Eukaryota; Metazoa; Arthropoda; Insecta; Lepidoptera; Papilionidae. The record is from RefSeq and is a predicted model, not a curated record.